Molecule: messenger RNA, 6021 nt
Organism: Dama dama (fallow deer)
Lineage: Eukaryota; Metazoa; Chordata; Mammalia; Artiodactyla; Cervidae
Gene: ATP8B3
Product: ATPase phospholipid transporting 8B3
Exons: 27
Coding region: 1464-5897 (1477 amino acids)
Biological process (GO): phospholipid translocation; Golgi organization
Cellular component (GO): plasma membrane
Molecular function (GO): ATP binding; ATPase-coupled intramembrane lipid carrier activity; ATP hydrolysis activity
Source: RefSeq, a predicted model, not a curated record
UCACAUCCAUACAUGACUACUGGAAAAACCACAGCUUUGACUAUAUGGACCUCUGUCGGCAAAGUGAUAUUUCUGUUUUUUUACAUUCUGUUUAGGUUUGUCAUUCACAACAAACUGUGGAAAAUUCUUAAAGAGAUGGGAAUACCAGACCACAUGACCUGCCUCUUAAGAAAUCUGUAUGCAGAUCAAGAAGCUACAGUUAGAACUGGACUUGGAACAACAGACUGGUUCCAAAUUGGGAAAGGAGUACCUCAAGGCUGCAUAUUGUCAUCCUGCUUAUUUAACUUAUAUGCAGAGUACAUCAUGAGAAACACUGGGCUCGAGGAAGCACAAGCUGGAAUCAAAAUUGCCAGGAGAAAUAUCAAUAACCUCAGAUAUGCAGAUAACACCACACUUACGGCAGAAAGCAAGGAAAAACUAAAGAGCCUCUUGAUGAAAGUGAAAGAGGAGAGUGAAAAAGUUGGCUUAAAACUCAACAUUCACAAAACUAAGAUCAUGGCUUCUGGUUCUAUCACGUCAUGGCAAAUAGAUGGGGAACAAUGGAAACAGUGACAGACUUUAUUUUGGGGGGCUCCAAAAUCACUGCUGGUGGUGAUUGCAGCCAUGAAAUUAAACGAUGCUUACUCCUUGGAAGAAAAGUUAUGACCAACCUAGACAGCAUAUUAAAAAGCAGAGACAUUACUUUGCCAACAAAGGUCCGUCUAGUCAAAGCUUUGGUUUUUCCAGUAGUCAUGUAUGGAUGUGAGAGUUGGACUAUAAAGAAGGCUGAGCACCAAGUAACUGAUGCUUUUGAACUGUGAUAUUGGAAAAGACUCUUGAGAGUCCCUUGGACUGCAAGGAGAUCCAACCAGUCCAUCCUAAAGGAGGUCAGUCCUGAGUGUUCAUUGGAAGGACUCAGGUUGAAGCUGAAAUUCCAAUACUUUGGCCACCUGAUGCAAAGAACUGACUCAUUGGAAAAGACCCUGAUGCUGAGAAUGAUUGAAGGCGGGAGAAGAAGGGGACGACAGAGGAUGAGAUGGUUGGAUGGCAUCACUGACUCAAAGGACAUGGGUUUGAGUAAGCUCUGGGAGUUGAUGGACAGGGAAGCCUGGCGUGCAGCGAUUCAUGGGGUCGCAAAGAGUCGGAUACGACUGAGCGACUGAACUGAACUAACAGGUUUGUCAUAGCCCCUUAAUACAAAAGUCCAGAUUAAGACUCUUCCAUCAAGCCCGGCUGUCAAGGCCUCACUAGGCCUCGCCUUCGGCCCCGCCCCUUGGUCCCGCCUCCUUUAGCUCCGUUGCGCGAGGUCACACUAGGCUCCGCCCCCUUGAGCCCUGUUCGGCUUGGAUGACUCUCGGCCCCGCCUUCGGUAUUGGCCCUGCUUCUGGGUAACGCCCUUCUUCCUUGGACUCACCUUCCGCUCAGGCCACGCCCUCGACGUCCCGCACCGUCCUUGGCCCCGCCCGCUUUUCCCCCGUUCCUCGAUGUCACUGGGCCCCGCCUUCGGCCCCGCCCCUACUUUAGUAUUGGCCCCGCCUUCGGCCAUAGACCCCGCCCUUCAGCUCAGCUCCGCCCCGCGCCCGCGCCGCCCGUUUCAGGCCCGUUGGCCCCCGGCUAACAGCUUCCACCAAGUCCGUCGCUUUGAACUCCAGCGGACUGCCCCAGGCAGCCCGGCCUCGCCCGCCCCGGCCCGCGCAGAGUUCACCUGGGAAGUGCAGGCCAACAACCAGGCAUACAACAGCCAGUUCAAGGAGAAGGUCUUUCUGUGUUGGCAGAGAAAGAAGUACAAGAAGAACGUCAUCCACACGGCCAAGUACAAUGUCUUCUCCUUCCUGCCCUUGAACCUGUACGAGCAGUUCCGCCGCUUUUCCAACCUCUACUUCCUUCUCAUCAUCCUCCUCCAGAGCAUCCCCGAGAUCUCCACGCUGCCCUCGUUCACUCUGCUCGUCCCGCUCAUCUGCCUCCUCACCAUCCGGGCCAUCCGAGACCUGGUGGAUGAUAUUGGGCGACACAAGAGUGACAAGAUUGUCAACAAUCGGCCGUGUCAGAUCCUAACGGGCAAGAGCUUUCUGUGGAGAAAAUGGAAGAAUAUACGUGUGGGAGACCUGGUCUGUCUGCAUAAAGACAGCAUUGUCCCGGCUGACUUGGUUUUGCUGGCCAGCACAGAGCCCAGCAGCUUGUGCUAUGUGGAGACGGCUGACAUCGACGGGGAGACCAACUUGAAGUUCAGGCAGGCCCCAAUGAUCAUGCACCACGAGCUGACCAGUAUAAGGAAGAUAGCCUCCUUCCAAGGGAAGGUGGUGUGUGAGGAACCCAACAGCCGAAUGCACCACUUCGUUGGGUGCCUGGAGUGGAAGGGCAAGAAAUACCCCCUGGAUAUUGGUAACAUCCUCCUGCGAGGCUGCAAGGUCCGGAACACAGACACCUGCUAUGGACUGGUCAUCUACGCUGGUUUUGACACAAAGAUCAUGAAGAACUGUGGCAAGAUUCAUCUGAAGAGAACCAAGAUAGACCAUCUGAUGAACAGACUGGUGGUCCUGAUCUUUGUGUCCAUGGUGGUGGUUUCCAUGGCCCUGGCCUUUGGCUUCUGGCACAAAGUGAAGGAGUUCAAGGCCCAUCACUACUACGUGUCUGCCAUGCACACGCACAGUGUGGCUAUGGAGGCCUUCUUCAUCUUCUGGGGCUAUCUCAUCCUGCUCAGUGUCCUGGUGCCCAUGGCCAUGUUCGUUAUCAGGGCCGAAUUCAUCUACCUGGGGAACAGCGUCUUCAUCAACUGGGACCAGCACAUGUACUACGAGCCCCAGGACCUGCCCGCCAAAGCGCGAAGCACCAGCCUCAACGACCUGCUGGGCCAGGUGGAGUACAUCUUCUCCGACAAGACGGGCACGCUCACCCAGAACAUCAUGACCUUCAAGAAGUGCUGCAUCAAUGGAGUUGUCUACGGCCCAGAGGAGACCCCAGGCAAGGAGAACCCCUUCCUUUGGAACAAAUUUGCUGAUGGGAAGCUGCUGUUCUGCAACACGCAACUCCUGCAGGCCGUGCGGGCCAACCAGGACUGGAGGGUGCGCGAGUUCUGGCGUGUGCUAGCCAUCUGCCACACGGUGAUGGUGCAGGAGAUGAACAACCAGCUAGUGUACCAGGCAGCUUCCCCGGACGAGGAGGCACUGGUCACAGCGGCCCGAAAUUUUGGCUACGUGUUCCUGGCACGCACGCAGGACAGCAUCACCCUGAUGGAGCUGGGGGAGGAGUGUGUGUACCAGGUCCUGGCCAUGAUGGACUUCAACAGCAUCCGCAAGCGGAUGUCAGUGCUGGUCCGCAAGCCCGAGGGCUCCAUCUACCUCUACACCAAAGGGGCUGACACAGUCAUCUAUGAGCGCCUGCAAAAGAAAGGCGAGACAGAAUGGGCCACAGAGGAGGCCUUGGCCUCCUUUGCCACGGAGACCCUGCGGACAUUGUGCCUGGCCUGCAAAGAGGUGGAUGAGGACGUGUACGAGGAGUGGCGGCAGCGGCACCAGGAGGCCAGCAUCCUGCUGCAGAACCGCGCCCAGGCCCUGCAGGAGGUGUACGAGGAGAUGGAGCAGAGCCUCCAGCUCCUGGGAGCCACAGCCAUCGAGGACAGGCUCCAGGACGGUGUCCUCGAAACCAUCAAGUGUCUCAAGCAGGGGAACAUCAAAGUGUGGGUCCUCACAGGGGACAAGCAAGAGACAGCUGUGAACGUUGGUUUUGCCUGCGAGCUGCUUUCAGAGAACAUGAUCAUUCUGGAGGAGAAGGAGAUCGUACGGAUCCUCGAGGUCUACUGGGAGAACAACAACCUGCAAGGUGGCAAAAAGAAAGAGCUUCCCCUGCAGUUCAAGAUGGCCUUGGUCAUUAACGGGGAGUUCCUGGACCAGCUACUGCUGUCCUUGCGCAAGGAACCCCGAGCCCUGGUCCAGAACGUGAACGUGGACCCGCUGGAGUCCUGGCAGGAGCCUGGAGAGGAGAGGGUGGACUUCCUGCAGGCCAGGCGCCUGUCCCUCAUGUGGCGGACACUGGGGAUCCAGCUGCGGAGCUCGGGGCUGAUGCCCCAGCACAAAGACUCCAAGACCCUCCGGAUCGCUGAGAAGCAGCGGGAGCGGGCCUUCGUGGAGCUGGCCUCCCGAUGCCAAGCGGUCAUCUGCUGCCGUGUGACACCCAAGCAGAAGGCCCUGAUCGUGACGCUGGUCAAGAAAUACCAGAAUGUGGUGACCCUGGCCAUCGGGGAUGGCGCCAACGACGUCAACAUGAUCAAGACUGCAGACAUCGGCGUGGGGGUGGCGGGUCAGGAGGGCAUGCAGGCAGUGCAGAACAGCGACUACGUGCUGGCCCAGUUCUGCUUCCUGCGGCGGCUGCUGCUGGUGCACGGACGCUGGUCCUACAUGCGCGUCUGCAAGUUCCUGCGCUGCUUCCUCUACAAGACGCUGGCCAGCAUGAUGGUCCAGAUCUGGUUCGCCUUCUACAGCGGCUUCACUGCCCAGCCUCUGUAUGAAGGUUGGUUCCUGGCGCUCUUCAACUUGCUGUACAGCACCCUCCUGGUCCUUUAUAUCGGGCUCUUUGAGCAGGAUGUGAGCGCAGAGCGGAGCCUUGAGUUGCCGGAGCUGUACAUCGCAGGCCAGAAGGACGAGCUCUUCAACUACUGGGUCGUCCUGCAAGCCAUCGCCCAUGGCACGGCCACCUCUCUGGUCAACUUCUUCAUGACACUGUGGAUCAGCCAGGACUCAGCUGGGCCUGUCAGCUUAAGUGACUACCAGUCCUUUGCGGUGGUCGUGGCCCUGUCCAGCCUGCUGUCCAUCACUAUGGAGAUCAUCCUAAUCACCAAGUACUGGACCGUCCUGUUUUUGCUGGCCAUUUUCCUCAGCCUCUGCUUCUACGUGGUGAUGACCAGCCUCACCCAGAGCUUGUGGCUUUUCAAACACUUCCCCAAGAACUUCCCAUUUCUAUACGCUGACUUCAACGUGCUGUCCCAGCCCCCCAUCAUGCUGGUGAUCCUGCUGAAUGUGUCACUGAACACCCUGCCUGUGCUGGCCUUCCGAGUCAUUUACCAAGCCCUCAAGAAGCCACAGCACAAGGAAGAGGUAGAGAAAGUCACAAGUGAGGAGAUCAUCGUGGAGCCUGUGCCCUGUAUCCGCAGGGAGUCACGGGCCCGGCGCUCCAGCUAUGCCUUCUCCCAUCGGGAGGGCUAUGCUGACCUCAUCACCCAGGGCACGAUUCUGCGGAGGUCAGCGGGGGUCAACAGUGACAUGCUGGUUGAUCACACAGUGCCACCUGAUGAACCAUCUGGGAGCAUGAAGGAGUCCUUGUGGUACCCAAGGAAGAUGUCAUUUCUGGGGAGGAAGAGGCACUCACACCAUGGGAAGGUGUCCUCUGAGGACAUGCAGCCUCCCUCUGAGGUGAGCUCCUCCUUGACCAUGGAUGGGCAGUCUGCCCCUCAUCCCCAUCCUCUCAACAAAACCUGGCCAUCUGGAUCUUCACAGGAGAUGUUGCCAUAUUCUCCUGAGAGCCUGCCGCCAACCGAGAUGCCACUGUCGACUCUAGAGAGCCAAAGUACCUCUAUUGAUAGCCAGAUGCUGCCUUCGAGCCAGAUGUCCCUGCAGAGCCAGCCAGCAUACCUGCCACAGGAAAAGACAUCCCUCUGGAAGAUCCGGAAACUGUCCUUGAAGAACUGGCCGUACAUCUGGCAAAAGGAACCCGAGCCCCACAGAGAAGGGAUAUUGCCAGUUUCCAGCUCAAAUCUUAGUGCUGUGAUGGAAACUGCACCACCAAGUGCAAAAGGAUCAUCCAUCAGCGAGCAGCCAAUGGAGGUGGAGCCCUCACCUGUGGAGAGGGAGCCGUCGCCUAUGGAGUGGCUGCCAGAGCCCAGUGGGGACCAAGCUGCCCCUGAUCUGGCAGAGCAGCUUCCCUGACUCCUGGGGCAUCAGUGACUGCUCAGGCAUAGUAAGUAUCAUCCAGCAAGCAUGAGGCCAUCCCGUGAAGACAGGGCUCCACCGGCUUUUCUUUCCCUAAUAAAUCAGUCUGUCUGACCCUAGG